AUGUGCCCACCAAACUCAUCUGCUGGACCACAAUCAAGCUUCAGGCCUACGCACUUUCUUGGUUACCAGAACAUCACACUAGCGUUCUCUGUUGCUCCCGGCCAAGACACCAGCAGCGCUGUGGAUGCUUUGAUGGAAUCUGUUCUGAAUGAUUCCGGUGAAAAUACGGCACCGGGAAAUAGCAACACGUUUGAAAACAACCAAAUAUUUGCUCAUAACGAAGCACUUCCCAAUGGUCAAGCGCCUAUAAACUACGAACGCGAUCAACUAGGGGCUGAUCUUCCAGCAGCUCACCAGCCUUAUAUCCCAGACCCUGAGACUGCGACUACUCCCCCUAUUCAAACGCGGAUAGCCAACGGGGAAGUGAAACGGGAGUCAUCAGCUCCAGCGAUAUGGAGGAACGACGCCGGCCCUGGAUUUGUCCCAUUGGAACACCUUUUCUACGGAGGCCCGUAUGAAGGGGAGAACCAUAAAGAAAUGAUGCAUAUUUUCUCGGAAAUCGGACGGAAACCCGAGACAACAGAUGCAAUUCCUGCUCAACCGGGGACAGGUACCCAACCCGCUCUGCCGUGGACACCCAUCCAAUCUACACCUGGGCGUCGAGUCCUAGCUUCUCCGCCAAGUCCGCCGGCUCUUGAAUUCGGAACCUACAGAGGGAAAAGAUGGGCUGAGUGCGUACAUUACAUCAAUACCAUGGAAGCUCACUUCUCCCGGUACCCUAAUUACUACACCGAGACUCGUAAAGUGGAGCUCGGGGCAAAAUACAUCUCGCCCGCGCUGAUGGAUAAGUGGCACGAUCACAUAAUGUCGUCAGAAAACGCGUCAUGGAUGUCAUACUGUACCUUUCUGGCUCAGCAGCUCUCACGAUACGCAGACCACAGGCAAGCCCUUAUGGGAAUUGCAAGCGCCUCCCAGAAAAUUGCUCAACCUGUGACUCAUUUUGCUCUCUGGCUAAUCCAGUGGGAGCCUGUCGCUCCCGACGUUAGCAACAGUGAAUUUAGGGCCUACCUGCUGAGAGGAGUCCUCCCCGAUAUUCGCGCUCGUGCGCAAAAGUCGUACAUGGAGUUUUUGGAUUAUAAUUCAUUUGCUAUGUAUUUGCAGGAAAUCGAAAACUCCACUCCAUCCCGAGCGAAAUUUUUCGCAAAACGGAAUAAUAGUACCGCCCCAACCGACGGGCUUUUCGUCCCGAUGAAUACGAAUGAAGCUGCGCGGAAACACAAGGAAAUUUUGCCGUCAGACCUGCCUACCGAGCCGCGUAGUCAAUUCAUACGUCAAAAAUCAACAGAAGUGCCGGCUCCUCGGGACCUCGGGCUCUACUCGGCACGCAGCUGGUGGGAAUGCAAAACUUUCAUGUCCAAAUUGCAAGAUUACUUCGACAAAUGCGGAAACCACUGCAAGGAAGCUCAAAAUCGAGAUCGGCAGGGACAAUCUCUCGCGUGCAUUGCUUCAUAA
This is a messenger RNA of Penicillium waksmanii, 1452 nucleotides long. RefSeq lists its product as uncharacterized. Bases 1 to 1452 code for a protein of 483 amino acids. The record is from RefSeq and is a predicted model, not a curated record. NCBI's taxonomy places the organism in Eukaryota, Fungi, Ascomycota, Eurotiomycetes, Eurotiales, Aspergillaceae. The transcript is spliced from 2 exons.